CACUGAGGUGGCAUUCUUUCAUACCAAGAUGGGUCAUGUUUUAGAUUAUCUCUACAGCUAUUAUGACUAUGAAUUUAAUGAUACAGUGAUUCCAACAUCAGUCACUGCAAUGAAGGAGCAACCUUUCUCCCCAUUUCACAUCUAUCUCCCCACAUUUUAUUUCAUCAUGUUCUUUGCUGGAUUCACUGGGAACCUGUUCGUCAUCAUAGUUAUUGGUAACAGACACAAGAAGAAUGCACGUUUGGUAGACACAUUUGUGCUGAACCUUGCUGUGGCAGACCUGGUGUUUGUCUUCACUCUGCCUCUAUGGGCUAUCUCAGCUUGGCAACAUGACAAAUGGCCCUUUGGGGAGCUGCUGUGCAAAAUUAGCAGCUAUGUCAUUGCAGUCAACCGCUUUUCCAACAUUUUCUUUCUCACAUGCAUGAGUGUGGAUCGAUACCUUGCCAUUGUGCGCCUCAUGGACUCCAACUUUCUCCGGAGCAGCAAAUGUAUACAUCUCACUUGUGGAGCUGUAUGGGGAGUAUCUCUGUUCCUGGGUACACCAUCACUGGUUUAUCGCAAGUUGAAUGCUGAAAAUGGCUCUUGUAUAGAUUACAUGGACUCCUCAUUUUUCCAAGGUAUGAUUCUACUGACAGUAUUUCUGACUUUUGUGCUACCUGUGUUCAUUAUUCUCUUGUCUUAUGGCUCAAUCGUGGUUCGACUGCAGCACCACUGCGUCACUGCUGGAAAUUCACAUGCUGAAGCCAGAUGCCGCCACUCUUUAAAAAUUGUUUUCACCAUCAUUAUAGUCUUUCUGGUAUCUUGGUUACCCUACAAUGUAUUAAGAACAACUCAAGUCAUAUGCAAAAUCAGAAAUGAUAAGCUGGAUGAUGACACCUACACAUAUUUGGCUCAAGGGCUGAUCAUAUCUUCCUGCAUGGCCUUUUUGAACAGUUGUCUGAAUCCUGCUAUUUACUUAUUCCUGGAUAAGCAUUUCAGGCAUAGCGCAUCUGCACUGUUCAAGUUCUGCAUGGGCAAGGAUAUACAGUCAAGUUACAUGUCUUCUAAUUCAACUGCCUCAAAUGGUAUCUCAGACAACCUGGGAAGUGCUGCAAUCCGUGGCCUUCAAAAGAAAUGAUCUCCGCAUGUGUCAACAGGUUAUAACUUUACAUAAUUUAGCAUUAUUAAUAAAAACAUAAAUAUAUUACUAUGUAUUUUUAUAAUAUUAUUUUAUAUAUGCUUUAAUAAAUUCGAUUUUUUAAGGCAUAUAUAAAAUUAUAUAUAUCAUAUAUGUGUGUGUGUGUGUGUGUGUGUGUGU
Messenger RNA from Silurus meridionalis, 1297 nucleotides. It is a transcript of the gene gpr25, whose product is annotated as G protein-coupled receptor 25. The record is from RefSeq and is a predicted model, not a curated record. NCBI's taxonomy places the organism in Eukaryota, Metazoa, Chordata, Actinopteri, Siluriformes, Siluridae. Gene Ontology annotation, cellular component: membrane. Gene Ontology annotation, biological process: immune response; G protein-coupled receptor signaling pathway. Gene Ontology annotation, molecular function: G protein-coupled receptor activity. Bases 29 to 1117 code for a protein of 362 amino acids. The transcript has a single exon.